GGGGGAACCAGCAUGGCGUCGUUCGAGACACGCAUUGACAAGCCCAUUAAUUUUUUCUCUGGUCAUGUCGAGUCCAUUUGGCUAAGCAUUAAACAUGCGAUUCGUGUUCAGCUGUAAAUACUUUUGUACUCAUAUCUUGCUGAAGUGAUGGAUACUAUUAACCUGUCUUUAAUCGUGAUGCUGUCAUUGCUGACUGCUCUCAUCCUCUUGAUGCGUUGGUACCGACAGUAUCGUCUGCACCACUAUGAGGUUCCUGUCUACGACUUUCACAGAGGCCAUCGUUUUUUCAUGGUGGAUAUGUUUGCGACACCAACAUACUGCAACAUUGACCAUACACAUAUUAUCCAUGGUGCACAGUGUGAUUCUUGUGGAAUCUGUGUAAAUGAUCACAGGAUGAUCGAAGCAAAUAAAAGAAUUCUUUGUAAAAUACCAUCAACAAAGAGUGCGCAACUGCUUCACCAUUGGGUGCAAGGCAAUCUUCCAUUAUGCAGCAAGUGUGCGGUGUGUGGAGAGGAGUGUGGGACACGUCCAGAACUGGCUGACCUCAGGUGCUGUUGGUGUUGUCGCACUGUACAUGACCUCUGUGCUGCCAGACUCAGUGUGUGUGACAUGGGAAGAUUUAGGCGACUUAUUGUGCCUCCAAAUUGCAUAGAGCUCACAUGGAAAGGUCUAAAAGGUACCCGGCAGCGCCACCUGGUGGUGAAGAAAGUGAAGCAUCCAAAUAUUGAGGACUGGACACCUCUCAUUGUUAUUUCUAAUGCAAAAAGUGGCAACAAUGAUGGGGAACUUCUGCUGCGACAUUUCCGUUCAAUUUUAAACACACCACAGGUAAUUGACGUGCAUGAGAUUCCUCCAGAAAGUGGUUUGGAAUGGUGCCACCUCUUGCCUGAUGUUUCUUUCUAUGUUCUUGUCUGUGGUGGGGAUGGCACCAUUGGCUGGGUUCUCAAUGCGAUUGAAAACUUAAAUCUUAAGAAUCCACCAAAGGUGUGCAUACUUCCUUUGGGUACUGGCAAUGAUUUGUCCCGCGUGCUGGGGUGGGGAGAAGGCUAUGCUGGUGAUGUGGAUGUCACAGAUAUUUUGGACAAUGUCCUCAAUGCACAUCCUGUUGAUCUUGACAGAUGGACCGUCAACAUUAGGCACACAAAGCAUUUUGGAUUUGCCCGACCUAAGAAGGAAGUAGUAAUGAAUAAUUAUGCCUCACUGGGAGUGGAUGCCCUUGUGACACUUAACUUUCACAAGAGAAGACAAAACUGGCCGAGGAUUUUUGCCAAUCGUAUUAUUAACAAGCUGACUUAUUUCACGUAUGGCACCAAAGAUGUCUUGGAGAGGGAAUGCAAAAACCUGCACCUGAAACUAAAGGUGGAGCUGGACGGAAGAGUUGUUGACCUGCCAGAGAUCGAAGGACUUGUUGUGCUCAACAUCAGCAGCUGGGGCGGGGGAUGCCGGCCUUGGUUUAUGGGCAAAGAGGACACAUUCUUACCUGCCAGGUACGAUGACGGCUUGCUGGAGGUCAUGGCCCUCUACUCUUCCUUUCACAUCGCUCAGCUGCAGGUUGGCUUAGCCUCCCCCAUCAGGCUGGGUCAAGCCUCCAGGGUCAAGAUCAAACUGAUGGGCGGUAACGCCCCCAUGCAGGUCGACGGCGAGCCAUGGGAACAGCAUCCAGGAGAGAUCACUAUCACGCACCGAGGACAGGCUGCGAUGAUGGCCCUCGACUAGCGAGCACUUGCUCGCCAUACACGCCCGAUGUUGUUUGCCUUUUCGGCAACAAGUUUAUGGCAAAGUUGUUUUUGUUUUAAGGCAGUGACAGGAGGUCUUCGUGAGUUGACGAAGUGCUAGCGCGAAGAGCCUCCUCCAUGUUCAGACAGACCUUUCCGAUGUACGCUGCAAGACUGAACGAGGUUCUGUCGAUGGAGUAGUUUUUUCAUCCUCGCACUACGUGCUUGGCGAGAAUAAAUGGCGCACAGCACGUUGCAAUAAGGUGAACAUAGUCAUAGAUUGAGGUGUCUAGGGUAGGGGGAUACCCUAUUAUUACCCAGGUAUUUGAGAGCUCAGUGGCCGGAGGCGUCGUAAAGGGACUAAAAGUUGUUUGUUGUUGUUGUUGUGGGGUUUUUGGUGGUAGGGGGAGGGGCUAGUUCAAAUGAUAUUAUCGCUAUACAGCGAUCUGUGCAAUAUUUGACGACGAAAUAUCACGAUGAAAGUCAAAACUGUGACGAAGUCGUACCAGACAAUUAGUAUUUAUUGCGGUGUUGUGUGUCCGAGGGACGCCGUAUUCUGGACAUGUCCUUUAUUUAUUUUUUUUUUUUCAACGCUUUGGCGAGCGCCUCCUGAACCACAGCGAGCUUCCUGUGCAGUGCGCGGUCAGGCGUGCCAGAGAGAGGCAAUAAAGACUGGUCACCAUCGUGUGCUCCUUCUACCUGCACAUACCUCGCAGGAGGGACAGUACCCGCGGUAGGGAUGUACAAAAAUGUUCAUUGCAUUUUGUUCAUUCUCACUCCGUCAGACCUUUUGUAUUGUUUAUUUAUUUAUUGGGUUUUGCUUUAGCUGUAAGAAAGUGCAAAGUGUGGAAACAUAUGUAUGCAAACUGACUCGUUAUAGUCAUUAUACUGUUAUAGCUGUAAGCACUUAUUUUGUCGUUGUACACGCGCAUUUUGAAUAUUUGUUGGCAAUGUGUCUCUCCUUGGCUCCUCUCCCCAUCCACCCGCACUUCUCCUGCUUGCUCGGGUGUUUUGUCGCAGCUUUCGCGGGUCUCGAUCUCUCUCUCUGUGGACUUGCUGAACUUUGGACCCACGGCCAGAAAGCGAUGCAAUAGAGUGAAUAGACGAUCACUAUGUAGAUGAAAGGAUUCAAUAUUCUACAAUCAAAGGUUGUGAGCAGAUCCCAACCGUUUCCUUCCGCCGCCUUUUAUUCCCCCUCCCUCCCUAAUAAACCAGUUCCCCAUUUCUGCUGUGUGGGCAGGUACAAAGAGUUUUCCAGUCACAUACUCUGCAGGCCUCGAACUCGAAAGAGAUCGGUUCAAACUCCAAGCUAAGGCGGAUUAGCCACCGGGUUUGAGAAUCUUUACAUGAAGGCGGUCAUCCAGUCCUCAACUUGUAGAAGUUGUCACGUUUGCGAUUAAAGUAUACAGGCGACCCUCUUGUCAUAUAUGUUUCCCACGCUGCCGUCAGUCCUGCUCCACACCCAGGGUAAGCUGACUGCAGACAUGGUGAUGACUGCUGCAUCCCAUUUCAUCAGGAUAUACAUCCAAAGUUCACCAGAGGCCACUUCAAAGUCCGUUAUUAUAGGUCUGAGAUAGGUAAACAGGACUUCGUGACUAACUGCCUAUAUCCAGGCUAUUCCAAUACCGUGCUAAGGCAUUUUGUGUCUUGCAAAGCUCUCCAACCAUUUGGGCAUAUGGUAAACGGGAUUUAUUUUUUUAACUUGUGAAAUCUGUGGUUGGAUUUGAGCUUCAGAUGUUGGCAGUUUGGAACCGUAUAGUAUUACAAUAAUAUCUUUUACUUAUCUUUUUUAACAAUGUACACAGAAAAAAAGCUUUUGGUAAAGAAUGCGAAGUGCCUUCAGAUGAGAUUCCUUCAAUCGGAAAGUGUGCACAGCUAUGGAUAGGAAUUGUUAGGUUUAAGACAAAAUGUACGCGUCGGGUCACAUGUCAUUCGUCAGAAAACGAAUAAGAAAGAAAAAACUGACAAUGAGCAGAAAUAUUUUAUGAAACACAUUUUUUAUGUCGCCUGUGAUGAAAGAAAACAUUUAACAGUGUGAUUUUUAAUAUAUUGUACUAUGUGACUUUACAGGGUUUUACGACUACCAGCAGCAUUUCACUGUGGCACAAAGUCUGAGGGAGAAGAGGGUGGGACGGUAGGUGGAUGUUGUAUCUUUGUGCCCAGUCUGUGCUUGCGCGAUACCAGAGGAUGAAGUCCUAGCUGGACUUUCAUUCUUCCAGUCGCAAAGCUGCCUCAGAACAAACAACAUCGUGACUUCUCAUUUUCUCCACUUCCGUCAAGUAAAAUUAGUCCAAGAAAGACGAAGUUGCCGACAUUUUGUGUCCGCAAAAGGUGAUAAUCUGUGAAUAAUGGCAUUACAACGCACAGUGCUAGUCCCUGGUCAGUAUAAUUGUGUAGUGAGUGUAUUUAAUGUUGUCUGAGGUUUAAAAAUAUCACGACCGUACAACUAAAACACAGAUAUACGUGUGCAUAUAUACACUUAUAUGUAUAGACCUAUUUCGAUAAAACUCGGCACCUACAUAUCGUUAAAAAUCUGCAGUUUCAUUGAUUUACUUCAGUUUAUUAAUGUCAGCUGGCAUCUGAUGUGUUGAGAUACAGAUGGACGGAAUAUAUAAGUCAUUGCUGCACUCGGUCUUACUAGGGUACACGAAACCAUCACACUGCUUGAGCCAAGGUGAACAAUUUUAUGACAGCAGCACUUAGCAGCUGCCUGUGUGAUGUCUGGUGACCACAGAGACUGCAAGGCUCGGUCCUGAUGGCCUGUCAUAGGUCGGUUGUCAUGGUGAUACUGUUUAUUAUUCUAGCUUUACUCUUACUUUAUUGUCGUGGCUGCAUGUCUGGAAGUUUGCUCGCACUUCGUUGUCGUAGGCAAAUUCGCUUCUUGCUUGUGCUGAUCUUGUUCGUGAUGUUCGCAGCUUUUCUUCCUGAAUGAAAUAUUUGUGUUUCUCACUCUCCCGGCGAUGUCCAUGACAAGAAACCUCAGUCUGCAGAUAAUGUGAUUUUCAUGUUUUAUUUGUAAGCUGUAUAGUAACAUAUACUACACCACUGCUUUCAUUGUUUGCAGGUGUGCAUGCCGCAGGCUCUACCUUCACUUUCUGCAUUGUUUUUGUUUCACAGUCAGCACUGUAGGGUAGAAACAUCAUGUAACCCGACCCCUGUGGGCAGGGACCCCAUAGAAUCGUAGUUUAGAAAAUGAAGGACGUGUCACGGGGAGGAUAUGGGGUACAUAGGGGGGGAAAACGAAUGGGAAUAAUCCGUUAAAGUCAUACGCCACCUGUUAAAGGGAGAUGCUUUACAACUGACAGAUGCAACAAGACGAAAGGAUAAAUGACAUAUUGCUUGUGAUAUAUUGGAAUAUAAUAUUUCGGAUGGUUCGUUCUUUAGCGUUGUCUUCAGGACCCCAGGACGUUAAAUAUAAGUUGCCGUAGGUAGGUGGGUCGUACGGUUGUUGUUUAAUCCAAGGAAAUUUAUUAUUUCUUUCAUUGUGUUCUUAGAGGUUGACAUGAACAAGAGUUUAAGGUCCUUUUGCUCAGAAAUACAAGCUGGAGUUUGUAAGUGGACACAUUCCAUCGUUACCAAAGAAUACACUGAACCGUUUUAAUUGCCGUUCAGAUUUAACCAUGACCCUGUAGGAUAGGUCUUCACAAGGCGAAACCACGUGUGCUUUGAGUCUUUAGCAGGCAGGUCAAACUGAGGGUCUACCGAGGGCCGCAUGGGUCACGUGUGUUGUCCUGAGGGCCGCACGCGUGUAGUGUCCUGUGUGCGGGCCGCAGGUGUGCUUGCAAGGGCCGCAUGCUUUAUGUGCAUGCCUUUAGUCAUUCAGCGCUCCUUUAACUGCCGGAAAUGACUGCAGUCAUGACAGCACUUCUCUGACUGCCGGAAAUGACGCGCACGUCGCCGUCCUUGCUAUUACAAGCGAGUUUUUGUCCUUUUUGUGAUAUAAUGCGACCAAAAGUACAUUGACAAGUCAGGCGGGAGUAUUUCAAGGUGAUAUUGUUUUAAUAUGUUUCUUUUAUUUUCAUUGAAAAGUCAUUAGUCCGACAUUCGUAACGGUAUUGGUCUUAGCUUCUUUUCCUAACAACAAAUAUGUAUAUUCCCAUGCACACACACACACAGACUGUCUUAACAUGCAUUUGGCCAGACUAGUGAUGAUCUAGCAGUGAGCUAGUCUGGGUGCUAGAUAAAAGAGUUAAGAUAUCUAUAACAUGUUACUCGUCAAGCAUUAGCUGCACUAUCUAGUUCUAGUCUGCUGUCUUCACAACUUCCAUCUGAAGUUGAUUGCUGGUGAGGAUGAAGCUUGACAAGUGAUAUUUAGGAUGUUUGUGUUAGUAUCUUGAUAUCAUGAUCAUUCUCACACAUCAAGUAUUUACUCUUUGCUGUUGUUUUGUUGGAUUACUUUGUUUAUAAUGAUCUCGCUUCUUUCGCCCACGUUUUAGUUUAUUAUUAUUAAUAAACACGUUAUUUCUGUUAAA
This is a messenger RNA of Pomacea canaliculata, 6187 nucleotides long. Its product is annotated as diacylglycerol kinase epsilon-like. The coding region runs from base 148 to 1716 and encodes 522 amino acids. Gene Ontology annotation, molecular function: ATP-dependent diacylglycerol kinase activity. Lineage: Eukaryota; Metazoa; Mollusca; Gastropoda; Architaenioglossa; Ampullariidae. The record is from RefSeq and is a predicted model, not a curated record. The transcript has 12 exons.